UUUGGUAGCGCGUAGGAUGCAGUUUUCUUCCGACUUGCAACUCUUCUCAUGGUGACCAGCCCCCAUACUUCAAGAAUUUAUACCCCAAAACUCUCCCUGCCUCUCUGCAAACACUCAAACCCAAAACCUCAAAAAAUGGUAUGAUAACCAUACCCUUUUUUACGUGCAAAUGACCAAACUCAACUCCUAUUAAAAAGGGAUCGAAAAACAUGGCCAACAACCCCACAAACAACAGUAACAAGAAACUCAAACACCAUCGGAACCAAGAUUCGGAGGAAGUCGAUGGAGACCCUGAAGUUUGGGCAACAUUUGACAAGAGUUUCAAGCAAGUUCAGUCUGUUUUGGACAGGAACCGUGUCUUGAUUCAGCAGGUCAACCAGAAUCACCAGUCCAAGAUUCCUGACAACAUGGUGAAAAACGUUGCACUCAUUCAAGAACUAAAUGGGAACAUCUCCAAGGUUGUUUCACUUUACUCUGAUUUGUCUUCCAAUUUCUCCACCGUGUUUCAUCAAAAGAAUCAUGACCACCCCAAGAAUGGUGAUGCCCGGAGGUAUGGCUGAACUUCGAUUGAGAAAAAAAAAGAAAUAUUUGUUGCCGCGGUUCUUCAGUUAUAUUUUCUAUAGUUGCUUGUGUUUUGUGUUUUAAGGGGAUGAUAUGGUUAAGGGGGGGUGCUUAGUCUUCCUUAUGAAACUUGUUUGAGAUCAUGUUGGGAUUUUAUUUAUGUUUUGGUUUUAUUAUGAUUGAGUUGCUUUGUAAUAUUAAUGGUUAGUCGAUAAAAUUGAGGAUAAUCGGGAGGAUGUUUGUUUGCCUAGAUGGGAUAAUUUUGUAUGUGGGUUAAGCUCUAGUGGUAUUAUUAUUAUGGUUUGGUUGGAGAUGAAGAUAAGAGUCUCGUGAAACCCUUGGGAAAGGCUUCAGUUUCAAAACAUUUCUCCAGCAAACUAACUAGGAAUUGGACAAAAUG
Molecule: messenger RNA, 961 nt
Organism: Durio zibethinus
Lineage: Eukaryota; Viridiplantae; Streptophyta; Magnoliopsida; Malvales; Malvaceae
Product: protein EARLY FLOWERING 4-like
Biological process (GO): positive regulation of circadian rhythm; entrainment of circadian clock
Cellular component (GO): nucleus
Source: RefSeq, a predicted model, not a curated record